This is a messenger RNA of Sungouiella intermedia, 5031 nucleotides long. Lineage: Eukaryota; Fungi; Ascomycota; Pichiomycetes; Serinales; Metschnikowiaceae. The record is from the annotation of a GenBank genome assembly.
AUGGACUCCUCGGGCUCCGGAUUUCUCCGUAUCCCCGGCUUGAUGGCACGAUCUUCGCCUGCUCCAGAAUUGUCUCCAAAAGACAAGCGUUAUUGGCUCCAAAUCGAGAAGGCAUUGGCGAGCUUCGAAUCACUCACAGAAUGGGCAGAUUACAUUGCCUUUCUCUCUCGUCUCCAGAAAGCGUUGCUGUUUGCUGAUGAGCCAAACAGCUCGGUACCGUGGAUUCCUCUAGCAGACCAAGUUCUGGCCAAAUUGGCCGCAUGUCUCAAUUCCAAGCUUCCUAAUGGUGUUCACCAGAAGGCUAUUUCCAUCUAUGACUUGAUAUUUUCCAAAUUGACGCCUCAAGUUCUCAAUUCCGAAAUAAGUAUAUGGCUCCAAGGCACACUUCCCGUGCUUUCGUAUGGAUCCAUGCAAGUUAAGCCCCAGGUGUUGGCUCUAUACAAAAACCACUUACUUGUACAUUUGGAGCCUGCCACACUUAAGACUAUCACGAGACCAUUUUUACUUUCGCUUUUGGCAGGAUUGGAGGACGAAAACUCGGAGGUUUUCGCUGACAUCAUGGCGCUCAUAGACUCGUUCAAGCAGAAACUCGCCGAUUCUCCCCAUUUCUGGCAGUCUCUUUUUCUCUGUAUCAUCACCAGCCCCGAAAAACGUAUGGGGGCACUCAACUGGUGUUCAGCCCGCCUUCCGGUGCUCGCUGCUAUGAAAGAUUCGAACGGAUCCAAAUUUUCCGUCGAGGCGCAGGCAUGUUUAACCCCAGAUCUGGGUUUGUUGGUCAGAGCCUUUGCUACAGCUCUCGAUACCCACACAACGUUUAAUCCAGCCACAGAUGUCAUUGUCGUACGUGGGUUUUUUGACUUGUUGCUAAGUAACUUGCCAUUAUCGUCAGAGGUGAUCGCCUCUAUUAUUUCCCCGUCCGAUAAGGAAUUGCUCAUCAUGUCAUGCUGUAAAGUAACACUAAAGCGUGACAUGAGUUUGAACAGAAGAUUGUGGGCGUGGCUCCUAGGACCUGAAAACUCCGAAGAGUCUUCUGGCGAGUCUAGAGUCAACUACUUUGAGAGAACCGCAGCUCCCAUUCUUGAGCGUGGCCUUUUAAAGCAAAUCAACAGUUCAGAGCAUCUGGAUCAGAUUCAAGCUCUCAAAAUGUCCCUUUCCUUGAUUUUGGACCGCUGGGAAAUCAACCAGCUUCUCACCCCGAGAAUCUUUGUUCCAAUUCUUGAGGCUAGUUACAAGGCAUUUAAACUAAACUCUCCAAAAUGUCGUGAGGUUAUCAGCGGCGCCAAGGCGUUUUUCGAUGAGGUGGAGGCCAGCUAUAUCUGGAAUUACAUCACUUGUACGCUCAUUGCAGGCUCUGCGCCUGAGAAUUUGGAGAUGCUCGAGUAUCUUUUGCACAACUUUCAUUUCCCUGAAGAAGAACGUGCUAUUCACAUCCCCUUGGCCAUUUUAUGUUUACUUUCCAACUACGAAUUGGCGAGCCGAUCUGUCUCAAUGUUGGAUUUACUAAUUGAGUUGCGUUUGCCAAAUUCGUUGGCACCUUUGGAAUCGCAGGUAGAUCUCGAUUCCUAUAACAAAGACACUAUUGUGCCAGCAGUCAAGGUGUUCUACCAGAAUUUAAUUUCUGACGACUCAACUCAGUCACCUUUUGCAGGUUCCACUUUGACCUAUCUUAUAAUGAACCUUCUCAAAAAUUGGUACGUGGAAAGUGUACAGCAGAAUGCGUUCAGUAUGAAGCUCUCGUCUAUAUUGAGUGAUUUCCUCUACACCGUUCCCAACGAGAAUCAAAUUGAACCUUUCGCUGACCGUGCUCUAAUUGAUUCCGUUCUUGGCUAUCCAUUUUAUAAAUGGUCUUUAAAUGAGGGAUUGGAAACCGAUAUGACAACCGUAUUCGGAAUCGUGAAUUUGUGCCGCUAUUUUGCCAAGAUAGCCACUCCUACCGAGAAAUCAAAGAUUUUGAAGAUUGUUUUGUCGAACUUGUGGAUUCCGCUAGUGACGUCCUACCCUGCCAACUACCAGGUUGAAUCUGUGCGUCACAUUUUCGAUUUAGAAAUUUGUUUCGAUAUUCAUCAAAUAGAAGCAGGUAUACUUCACAUGCUCUUGAGCACACCCAGUGAAAUUCGUGUCAAGUCAUUUUACAAGCUUUGGGUUCAUUCGGCAGAUUUAAGUGAUGCUGAAGUUAUCCUCGCCAAUCCACUUCAUGUUGUUCUUGAUGAUUUGAUUGCCUCAGAUAAAGGUAAUGCAAUGUCUGUUCAGAAAUUUGUUCACAAUGUCAUCACCGAUGGCUCUGCUGGAAGAUUGCUUAAAUUAAUCACUGAUCCACUUCUUGUGGCACCCUUCAUGAAGGCCCAGCAUACUGAAGUCAACGCUCAUGACGAUUUGACACUCUUUGCCUACAAUUUGGAGACGGUGUUGAAUGUCACCAGAAGCAAUGAAAAAUUAUUGAAAGAAUCUUUCAAUCACGAGUUUGUCGUCACAGAAAGUUCGGAGAAAUUUGAAUUAAUAAAAUCUAAUCUGUGGGAUAUCUCGAAUUAUAAGUCUCUAAUUGUUUGCAUUGCUCAGAAAUUCUUUAGUUUGAAGCUUUCGACUGAAAUUUUGAAUGACAGAGAAAGCCUUGCCAGCUUUUUGAGCUGUACAACGUCUGCGCUCGACCUUUACUCAACUCUCAUUACAGGAAGUGAAACUGAUUUUGAGACCCAUUUCCACUUCUUGAUUGAAAAAUGUUUGUAUUUCAUCCAAGAAUUGCAGCCCAUUCCGUUUGAAAUUGAGCUAGUGCAAGCGAAGUACAUCAAGUGUAUCUUGCAUUUCUUGAAUACAGCAAAGUCGAUGAAUUUCAACCUCAAUCUUUUGCACAUCGACGAAUCUUCCAAGGAUCCGUUGCUCGUGAGGUUUAUUGUGCAAGGUAUCACAAAGUGCCAGUCUUCUACAUUGCUAGAGAAGUGGUUUGCCCUACUUACUUCCUCCAUUUAUCAAUUUAAUGAGUCUGUUUUCAGCGUUAUUUUGACUCUCAACGACAAAAUCAUUGAAAAGAUUAAAGGCUAUAUGGAGUCCGUUAAAGUUUUUGAUAAGGCAACCGAAAUGACUGAUCUUGAAGCAUCUUUGAGUAUUCUAUUGAACGGUCUUGAAGACCUCCUUUCCAUAAGUCAUUCGUACCUCGUGACAUCGAACCUUCGUGCAAAUGCGAAAUCCCAGACGUCCAACGGCGAUGCUGGUUUUCUUGGAAACGUCAUUCUGGGUGUUUUCCUGAUCGAAUCACCAAGUCUCAGGACCGAAGUGCAGAAUAAACUUUAUUCGAUUUUGAUAUCUUUUCAAGAUGCAUCCAAGGUUGCAUUUGAUAUCUGGAAUUGGGCAGAUUCGAAGCCUCCAGUUCCAAAAGACUGUAAAGUGGCAUCUGCUAAGUCCAUCACUUACUUGGCUAAUAAGUUGAAGUUUAGAUCGAGAAAGUUGCUCGAGGCUUUAUGUGAACUUGAACGACAAGAUGUGAUAGAGACAAUCAUUGAGAGCCCUUGUGAAACUGGCACAAAGGUCAAGAUCUUGCAUGUUCUUGACAGUGGACGCUCUCAAAUCACACUCCCCCAUAUUUUGAAUUCCAUUAUUACUAGGUGCUAUCCGCACUCAUUGGGCGAAAAGCAGUUGUCAUCAAAGACAUCACUGGUGACAGAACAGGAACUUUCUGAAUUUCUUGUUCCCUACUAUGAGUCAAUUGAUCAUGAUACUGUGGACGACAUCUGGGAGAAUAGCAUAAGCUUUUUCAGAGAAGUAUUAUCGCACCCAAAUUACUACAAGAAUCAACUUGUUUCGUACUUAUACGUGAUCAAAAUAUUAUCACUUAAAUCUAACACCAAGAAAGUUGGAGACGGCAGGCGUAACAACAAGGAGUUGUCAACCAUCUUCUUGAGUAUGUUAAGCGCUGCUACAUCUAAUAGAGUCAAUGAAGGCGAUAAUGCAAAUGACGCAGAGUCUUCUGAUGCAUUUUUGCUGGAGUUGACAAAGCUUGUGGAGUACUUUGGAGAUAUUUUGCAAGAGUCCGACAAGACCAAUACUGCAGUUACAACCAUCAUUUCUUCAAUUAUCCAACCAAGUGUGAAGGUGAAAGCUAAGAUCACAAACGAACUGAUUCUUGAACUUAUUUGCUCGAUUGGAAGGAGCUACCCCAACAAAUCCUGGAAGCAGUUUGUUCAAGAUGCUUUUAUGGACAACAACUUUUUUGCAUCGAAAUACUCACUUCAGAAAGGAUGGCAAGAUGCAGUGGCUAUCUGGAUUUCCAGCGACAAGGAGAAGUUGACAGAUUAUAUCGCCCGAGUUACUCCCUCUGCACAGGCUUCAGCUGCCAAUAUAUUUAUCUGGAAUGAGAAUUCCGAGGUGGAGGACCGAAUUUUCAUUCUCAAGCGCAUUACAUACUUGAUCUUGGUUCUUCCAGAGGAUCUGUUUGCAAGCAUCUUGGACGAACUCUUUUCACGCGUCAGUGCAGCAUUGAAUAGCUCAUGCCCUCCAUUGUACAAGAGUGAAGCAUUCAAUCUUUUCCGAGUGAUCUCUCUCCGCUUCAACGAAAUGCAGUUGCUUCCUCACUGGCUGUUCAUAAUCCAAAGCUUACAGGAGGUGUUUGUCGAUACCGUGGCCAGAGUGUCCAAAGAUGCACUGUCUUUUUCUAAAGAACAGUUGAAGCUUGUUCUCUCUGCUUGCAAAUUGUUGGACCAGCUGCUUCUCAUUGGAUCGGACGAAUUCAGUCUUGGAGAUUGGCAAUUCAUUGGCACCAGCUCCGUGACAGACACAACACGGAACCGGUCACUCAUGGAUCAGCUUGCCCAACAAACCGAGAUGCUUCUCACUAAAGAGGAUCCAAUUGCUGUUUCGCACCCAAUUACAGAACACGAGGUUGCACCACUAUUGACUGGGGUACGCAGCAUCCACCAUAUCGCCAACUUGAAGAAGUUCUUUGGCCUGUUGAGCUACAUCUGCUACGAGAGAACCUACGGAUUGUGCACGGCAGACAUCUCUGCAUGCAACCAGGAUGCGUUCGAAGAUUUGUAUGUCUAA